AUGCCGCGUCGACCUCGGCAACCAUUCAGCACCGCUCGCUUCCUCUGCGACAUCUGCCAGAAAGCUUGUCUCUCGACUUCUGGCUUAACUCGUCAUCGCAAUAGCCAUCCUUCGCUUCCAGCAGCUUCCCGCCAGCCAUCAGCUACCAAUCGACAGUCUCCAGCGCUGCAGCUAGCCGAUGACCCCCUCCCGUUCCCGCCGCCUUCGCUGCCGCCCAACUCACCGCCCAACUCGCCUCCUCCUGACUCGCCUCCUCCAAGCGAGGAGCCGCCUGCGCAUGCUCGCGUACGAAUUGAGCGCCAUCCGCUGCUUGAUGGUGAGCUGUUCUCUUGCACGCCCUGUGACGCUGAUGGAUAUGACCUGCCUGCUGGAGCUCCGCCACCACCAUUGGAUGAACGUGCCAAGGAUGACUGGGGCUCGUUCGACACCCGCGAACAAUUCGAGUUCGCGGAAUUCAUCUUCAAGCGACAAGAGAUGUCGGGGGAUUCUAUCGACCAACUUGCGCAAUUUCUGGCAGCGUUAUACAAGGACGACGACCCCUUCUUCAACAACCACCGCGAUCUCUAUGCCAUGAUUGACGAGAUCCAGGAAGGCGACAUCCCGUGGCAAUCCUUUUCGGUCCAAUAUACUGGACCGCGUCCCGAUUCUGGCCAGGUGCCCCCAUGGAUGACGCAGACUUACGAGGUCUGGUUCCGCUCCCCGCUAGCGAUCUUCGAGCGUCAACUCGCAAAUCCCGACUUCAAAGAUGAGCUGGACUGGGCCCCGAAACGUGUUUUCAAGGAGGAUAAGCGGCAGUUCACUGACUUGAUGUCAGGUAACUGGGCAUGGAGACAAGCGGAUAUCAUUGCCAGGGACGAAAACACCCACGGAGCCAUGUUCGUUCCUAUUGUCACGGGCAGCGAGGCCGAUGUACGGGGGUCAACGCGACAAUAUGCAAGCAGCAAUGAGUUUCGCAAAUUUCGGCGACAGCUGUUCCACUCAUCCAUCCGCCGAGUGUUCGAGUCUGUCCGGCCUCAUAUGACGACCCCGCGUGUGACUCGCUGUGCGGAUCGACACUUUCGGCGAGCUAUCUAUGGCUUUGGCCCUGACAUCGCAGACUACCCCGAGCAGGCGUUGCUGACUGGUAUUGUCCAGGGUUAUUGUCCUAUCUGUCUCUCUCCAGCAGACGACCUUGAUCGUGACAGCCCCAUGCGGUCUUGCGAGCAUACUGCUGCGCUUCUUGAGACCCUGACACUCAAGGAAAUGUGGGAUAACUAUGGCGUAGUUGGAGAUAUCAUUCCUUUUACUGCUGACUUUCCUCGUGCCGAUAUUCACGAACUCAUUUCGGUUGAUCUUUUACAUCAAAUCAUCAAGGGGACAUUCAAGGACCAUAUUGUCGACUGGAUUGAAUUGUAUAUCAAGCAAGUCAAUGAGCCUGCAGAAGCUGAGCGUAUUCUAGCAGACAUUGAUCGACGUAUCGCUGUGGCUCCACCGUUUCCAGGGCUGCGACGUUUUCCUGUCGGACGAGGCUUCAAACAGUGGACGGGAAAUGAUUCAAAGGGUUUAAUGAAGGUCUAUCUUCCAGCAAUCAUUGGCCAUGUUCCAAGUGAAAUGGUUCAGGCGGUUGCAGCGCUAAUUGAAUUCUGCUACCUGGUUCGCCGCUCGGUAAUUGAUGAAGAUACCCUUCAGAUAAUUGACGAGACGAUCCGGCGCUAUCAUCACUACCGCGAGGCCUUCCGAGUUGUACGUCCGCAAGGAUUUUCGCUCCCUCGGCAGCAUGCACUGAAGCAUUAUAUUGCUCGCAUCAUGGACUUUGGUGUUCCAAAUGGACUUUGCAGCUCAAUCACGGAGUCGAAGCAUAUUCGGGCUGUAAAGCGUCCAUACCGACGCUCUAAUCGAAAUAAACCCCUUGGUCAGAUGCUUCUCUCCAACCAACGACUCGACAAACUUGCUGCUGCACGGGCUGAUUUCACUGCCCGUGGCAUGCUAUCUGGGUCGCUAUUUGCAUCACCGCUGGCGCCCGUAGAGGAGGAACCUCAACCAGUAGAGACCACUGUUGAUGAUGAUGUGGAAGAAGGGGAUGUUCCGGGCCCUACCUGCCUAGGGGAGGUAACCCUUGCAAAAAGCUGUGGUACUGUGUUCCUACCCUCCUCUAUAAUUUCUUAUAAGGCCUCUCUAGUUCGCAAGGUGCCCCGCGACGUACACCAGUUGGCACGUUAUGUACGCCAGCCACGUCUUCACGAACUUAUUCGAUGCUUUCUCUUUGAGCAGCUCAAUCCUGAGCGAGCCGCAACCGAGGACAUUAUCCCUCUUGAUGACUGUCCAGACUUCGCCGAACGUGUCUAUAUCUACACCUCCGCCCGGGCAGUGUUCUAUGCUCCUAGCGACAUCUGCGGGAUUGGUGGGAUGCGUCAUGAACGAAUUCGAGCCACAAAGUCAUGGUACCGUGGUCCACCUCGAUAUGACUGUGCUCUCAUCGAGCACGACACGGAAGCUCAGGGCUUCCGUGGCCUUCAUGCUGUCCGUGUUCGACUUUUGAUGAAGUUCACAUACCGCGGUAUUCAAUAUCCCUGCGCCUUAGUUCAUUGGUUCUCAGCUCAUGGCGACGCCCCUUGUCUGGAUACUGGGAUGUGGAUUGUGAAGCCAGACUGGGUUCGGGGUUCUGCCCGCACACAACCCCUGCUAGCAGUUGUCCAUCUUGAUGCGAUCUUACGGGGAGUACAUUUGAUUGGUGUGGCUGGCAAGGACUUUCUACCUCCUGAUGACAAAGACCUGAGCUUUUCAGACUCUUUAGAUGCAUUUGAAGCUUUUUAUGUAAACAAGUAUGCAGACUACCAUGCACAUGAAAUAUUAUUUUAA
Mycena indigotica is the source of this 2838-nucleotide messenger RNA. RefSeq lists its product as uncharacterized. The record is from RefSeq and is a predicted model, not a curated record. Bases 1 to 2838 code for a protein of 945 amino acids. The transcript has 8 exons. NCBI's taxonomy places the organism in Eukaryota, Fungi, Basidiomycota, Agaricomycetes, Agaricales, Mycenaceae.